Melampsora larici-populina 98AG31 is the source of this 174-nucleotide messenger RNA. RefSeq lists its product as uncharacterized. Gene Ontology annotation, molecular function: protein dimerization activity; DNA-binding transcription factor activity, RNA polymerase II-specific; RNA polymerase II cis-regulatory region sequence-specific DNA binding. The annotation marks the transcript as partial. NCBI's taxonomy places the organism in Eukaryota, Fungi, Basidiomycota, Pucciniomycetes, Pucciniales, Melampsoraceae. The record is from RefSeq and is a predicted model, not a curated record. The transcript has a single exon. Gene Ontology annotation, biological process: regulation of transcription by RNA polymerase II.
AUGGGUAGACGUAAGAUAGAAAUCGCACCUAUCCUUGAUGACCGCAAUCGGUCUGUAACCUUCUUAAAGCGUAAAAAUGGACUCAUGAAAAAAGCCUAUGAGCUUGGGGUAUUAUGUGGUGCUGAGGUUGCAGUCAUUGUUUUCGCUGGAAAUGGAAGGUUAUACGAGUUGAGU